Columba livia (rock pigeon) is the source of this 1594-nucleotide messenger RNA. It is a transcript of the gene SIRT5, whose product is annotated as sirtuin 5. The transcript is spliced from 9 exons. Gene Ontology annotation, cellular component: nucleus. The record is from RefSeq and is a predicted model, not a curated record. Gene Ontology annotation, molecular function: protein-malonyllysine demalonylase activity; protein-succinyllysine desuccinylase activity; NAD+ binding. Bases 456 to 1391 code for a protein of 311 amino acids. Lineage: Eukaryota; Metazoa; Chordata; Aves; Columbiformes; Columbidae.
AAAGCAGUUGCUCUCUUGUUCCUGCAGAAAAACAAGCUAAAAACAGCUGUCCUCAUAAAACACUGGAAACACUGAGUAAGCUAUCAGGAUGUUGUUAAUGACCAAGACACGUUAGCAUAGCAGCCUACAGGAGUUUCAUCGGUUAAUGUGUGAACUGCGACCAUCACACGGAUGACACUGGAAGAGCAUCCAGCCUGUCAGACAUUUAGGUGUAACGUAAUAUGUACUCGUUGUGGCAGGGAAAGCGCAACGCCGUAAGGGAACCGCGGUGCCACAGCACCCCGUGCCGACUUCCAUCCACCCCCUCCUGCCUUAACACACCGAGGGGGGCGGAGCGGAGCGAGGGCCGCCCCCCGCCGCAAGCCCGGGGCGGGACGUGAGGCGCCGCACGCCUCGGCCUCAGAGCCGCAAGGGCGCCGACGCUCCCAGCCGCCGAGGUAACGUGUUUCCAAGGGAUGCUGAUGAGUCUCUUCCAAUUUACUGCUAGAAGGUUGGUUUCCCAAGUGCAUUGUGGAUUUAAGGCUUCUUCAAAGAAACAGAAGUUUUGUUUGGAAAUGGCUCGUCCUAGUUCAAAUAUGGCUGAUUUUCGAGAGGUGUUUGCCAAAGCGAAGCACAUAGCCAUCAUCACAGGGGCGGGAGUUAGUGCAGAGAGUGGAGUUCCUACCUUCAGAGGGGCUGGAGGUUUCUGGAGAAAGUGGCAGGCCCAGGAGUUGGCUACGCCAGAGGCUUUUGCACGAAACCCUUCUCGUGUAUGGGAAUUUUACCAUUACCGCCGGGAAGUGAUGUUGAGUAAACAUCCAAAUCCUGCACAUAUCGCCAUUGCAGAGUGCGAAAGGCGGCUGAGCAAGCAAGGACGGAGUGUUGUGGUCAUUACGCAGAAUAUUGAUGAACUACACAGAAAGGCAGGCACAAAGCACCUCCUAGAAAUUCAUGGUAGUUUAUUUAAAACUCGAUGCACCAACUGUGGAAAUGUGGCUGCAAAUUACAAGAGUCCAAUAUGCCCUGCAUUGGCUGGCAAAGGGGCUCCAGAUCCUGAAACACAAGAUGCCGCUAUUCGAGUUGAAGACCUUCCUCAGUGUGAGGAGGACGGCUGCAACGGACUCCUCCGUCCACACGUUGUAUGGUUUGGUGAAACCCUGGAUCCUAACAUUCUGACAGCGGUUGAGAAGGAGCUUGAGAUAUGUGACCUCUGCUUGGUGGUUGGGACCUCCUCCGUGGUGUAUCCUGCUGCUAUGUUUGCCCCUCAGGUAUCUGCCAGAGGAGUGCCAGUUGCUGAAUUUAACAUGGAAGCCACUCCUGCCACAAACAGAUUCAGGUUUCACUUUCCGGGCCCCUGCGGGACCACCCUGCCGCCGGCGCUGGCCCGACACGAGACGGAGAUCAUCUCCUGAGCACCCGGGAGCGGCGGGCAGGGACGCACCGCACCGGCAGCUGCAGCCCGGCCUGGCGGGACCCAGCGCGGAGGGGCAGGGGGAGUUGGGGAGGGGAAAAGGGGAGAAAGCGGAGGCGGCGGGUCUCGCCGGUCUGUUCCCUCCCCUGCUCCCUGCAGCAAUAAAUGGGGGGCGCGGCACGGAGCGAGCUGCCCCGAGCCCAG